Molecule: messenger RNA, 1279 nt
Organism: Quercus lobata
Lineage: Eukaryota; Viridiplantae; Streptophyta; Magnoliopsida; Fagales; Fagaceae
Product: tropinone reductase homolog At1g07440-like
Exons: 5
Coding region: 328-882 (184 amino acids)
Molecular function (GO): oxidoreductase activity
Source: RefSeq, a predicted model, not a curated record
AUUGUUGGGAAAAAACUGUGGACGUUAAAAAAAAAACUGGGUUGCGCUGCCCGUGUAUGUCUCCAUCAGUGCAUUGUCUUGUGCAAAACAGGAAAGACAAAUUGAGUGCGAGGUUACAAGAUGACAGUCUAUGUGACACUAGCUGAGACAACCUUGAUGCUCAGUUUGUUUGUUUCUCUCAGCAUCCAAAACUCCUCCCCAUAGCUUUCCCUUAUCAGUGUCUAUUGAUAUAUUGGUAUCGGUAUUCUACUUCGGAGAAGUGGAAAAAGACUGGUUAUUGCAUAAAGAGAGAGAGAGAGAGAGAGAGAGAGAGAGAGAGAGAGAUAAAUGGCCCGGGAAGAAACUGGAAACAGAGGAAGCAGGUGGUCUCUUCAAGGAAUGACAGCCCUUGUUACCGGUGGAACCAAAGGAAUCGGAUAUGCUGUUGUUGAGGAAUUGGCAAGCCUGGGGGCGACUGUACAUACAUGCUCUCGAAAUGAGGCCCAACUCAAUGAAUGUUUACAUGAGUGGAAGAUGAAGGGAUUCCGAGUCACUGGUUCAAUCUGUGAUGCAGUGUCUCGAACCCAACGAGAGGAGCUAAUGAGCACAGUCUCCUACAUUUUUAAUGGCAAACUCAACAUCCUUAUAAACAAUGUGGGAACGACCACAUCAAAACCGACCUUGGAGUACACAGCUGAAGAUUUCUCAUUUCUCAUAUCUACCAAUCUUGAAUCUGCAUAUCACAUGUGCCAACUUGCUUAUCCUCUUCUGAAAGCUUCAGAAGCAGGAAGCAUUGUUUUCAUUUCUUCGGUUGCUGGUGUAGUAGCCACAAGUAUUGGAGGAUCUAUAUAUAGUGCAGCUAAAGGAGCGAUCAAUCAACUUGCAAAAAAUUUGGCAUGUUAGUGGGCAAAGGAUAACAUAAGGAGUAACUCUGUUGCGCCAUGGUUUAUCAAAACUCCCCUGGCUGAAACUUUUCUGAACAAUGAAAAGGUUUCGGAGGCUGUUAACUGUCAAACCCCUCUUGGACGUGUAGGAGAGCCAAAGGAGGUUUCUUCCUUGGUGGCAUUCCUAUGCCUACCUGCAGCUUCUUACAUAACCGGUCUGACUGUUUGUGUUGACGGAGGGAUAACUGUAAACGGCUUCAGCUUCCCAUGAGCAGCAGAAAAUGACGUUCAGACACUCCUUACUGGAAUAUGUUUUUGGUAUUGCAAGGAAAAUAAAUAAAUAAAUAUAUAGUUUAUUAGUUCUGUCAGUAAUUGGAAGGAAAAAAAAAUGAUUGUAGCAAAUGGGAUGCACAAAC